Hepatospora eriocheir is the source of this 672-nucleotide messenger RNA. Lineage: Eukaryota; Fungi; Microsporidia; Hepatosporidae. The record is from the annotation of a GenBank genome assembly.
AUGGCUGAAAAAAAGAAACAGUCUAAUCAAACUUUAGCACUUUGUGAAAUAAAACCAAUGCUACCACAAGUAAUGAUUAACGCUUUAAUUAAUGAUCUGGACAAUUCAUUUACCAUAGAUACAGAAUCAGUGGAAUCAAUUUUAUCUAGAACUAAUACACAAAAAUUGAUGUUAAAAAUUACUAAAAAUGAAAAAAUUCACAAUAUUCAAGUCGCAAAUGGCGAGUUUAUUAAACUAUCUGAAAAACCCGUCGGUAAAAUGCGAUUUUAUGAAUAUACUAAGGCAGAGUAUGAUGUUGAAUUUCUAAUAGCUGAAAAGUUUGUUAAUAAUACUAUAUUAAGAAUUAAAUUUUUAGAAAAGUAUAAUGUUAAUAUUAUACUUAGUGAAAGAUAUUUACAAUUUCCAACAUUCAACGUAAACCUAACUACACCAACAACUUCACUUUCAUUACCAGACUUAGAAUUAAGUGAUAAAGUCAAGUGUAUGCUAACACAACAAGAUGUGGUUAUUGAUAUGAUUAAUGAAUUUGUUGAACACUCUCCAGAAUUAGAAGAAAUUAAUAAUUUUGAACAUUCAAUAAUACUGAAACCCAGUGCAGUUUUUACAUCAAAACCAUAUUCAAUUCCUAUGGCUUUAGUAGAGCAAUUUAAAGAUAAAUUAAAAACUUCUUAA